AUGGAUGCUCGUCCAGGUGAGUGCCAACCCGCCAAUAUAUCCUGCGUUCGACACCCGAUCAGCCUGGCAACUGCGAUCACGGUGCUCCUGAUACUGAAGCUACAACCCUCGAAACACCAGAAUCCUCCUGCGGCCCCCACCCUCCUUCUGGCCCAGUGUGUUUGCUGGCUACGUAACACCCGGUUGAUCAUCGACUGGCAUAACUUUGGCUACUCGAUCCUGUCGAUGAAGCUCGGGUCCAAGCACCCGAUGGUUAAACUAUUGCGGCAUCAUGAAUUGAGAGUUUGUCGUUUCGCGACGGCUAAUUUCUGCGUGAGCAACGCGAUGGCCAGGGUGCUCCAGGAAGAGGUCGGGAUCAAAGCUCCUGUACUGGUGCUGCAUGAUCGCCCAUCGCCGUUGUUUCAGCCCGUAUCCAGCGAGGCGGAGCGAUUUGAGUUUUUAGCCCACCUGCCGGAAACCACUGAUUUUAUGAAAGCUGUCCGUGAUGGCAAAAGGUCCGAGCUCAUCGAUUACGCAAAGCUCCUUGCAUGUUCCUCUUUGGGUGUAUGCUUGCAUACAAGUAGUAGUGGCGUCGAUCUACCCAUGAAGGUUGUGGAUAUGUUCGGCGCUGGCCUGCCCGUAGUUGCAUGGGACCGGUACGAGUCAUGGCACGAGCUGAUUACAGAUGGUGUCAACGGCAGAGGCUUUGGUAGCGCCGAAGAGCUUUGCAACCACCUCGUCGAUCUCCUUGGAGAGGAUAGGUCCAAGCUCCAAUCACUUCGUCUCGGGGCAAGAAGAGAAAGUCGUCGACGAUGGGACGAUGAAUGGGAUCCGAUAGCAGGGAGAUUCCUAGGUUUGCCCUCUUCGUAA
Molecule: messenger RNA, 849 nt
Organism: Uncinocarpus reesii 1704
Lineage: Eukaryota; Fungi; Ascomycota; Eurotiomycetes; Onygenales; Onygenaceae
Exons: 2
Coding region: 1-849 (282 amino acids)
Cellular component (GO): endoplasmic reticulum
Molecular function (GO): mannosyltransferase activity
Source: RefSeq, a predicted model, not a curated record